GAGAGAGGGAGGUGUGACUGAGCUCCACCACAUUCUCCACAUUGUCAGCCAGCUCCUCAGACCUGUCGCAGCCACAGCAGGAAACACAGACAGAGCUGACCUUUCACUCUGCCUAAAUGACAAUGGCGUUGCCAGAUCUGCUAGCGCUCUGCGUCCUGUGCCUGAUCCCGGUGGCCGCCUGGAAGGCCCCCUCCUUCUGCCAUGAGACAAACUGCCCGGAGUACACCGUCAUCCACACCUACCCGGAUUUUGAAGAGCGCCUCUACAGGCCAUCUCAUUGGCUGACUGUGGACGUCUCCAAGGUCGACAUGGAGGAGGUGAAGACGGCCAUGUUCACUCUCUACUACUACACUAAGGGGGAGAAUAAAGACAAGGCGGACGUGAAGCUGCCGUGGCCCUCUACCAUCCAGGUGGAGGAGGAGGGGGAGGGGGAUGAGCAGCAGAAGCAGAAGCACGGCUCCGUGUCCUGGCCCAUACCCUCCGGAACACACCUGCCCAAGGCCAACGCCCACGCCAUCAAGGAGACACACCUGCCUGCCGUCAGGGUCUAUGUCAGGAGUUUCGGUGGGGUGGCAUCGGAGAAGAGUGGCACCGAGGAGGUGACCAAACUGCGGGCGUCCGUGAAGGCCAUGGGGAUGACCUUUGUGCCAAACAGGUUCGUCGCCGCGGGUUACGACUCUCCCUUGAACCUCAUCAACCGCCACAACGAAGUUUGGGUCUUUGCAGAGUAACCCCACCAGACAUCGUCAGUCUACAGAGUUGAAACACUGUAGAGCAUGGCAGCCAGUUUAACCUAAUAAAGUAAGUUGCCCUGCUGCCUUAAGUUUUUAAGUUAAGUCAACUUGAGAAAUCAUCUAGUUGAGUUAAGCCUCGAGUUGAAUUAACUUUCAAACCGUCAACCUUUUCACAUACAUACAUAGGUUUAACUGGCUUUUCCAAUGUUCUACAGUGAACACAGUGAAUAAUCUGCCCAAAUCUUGGCCUUUUUUAAUUUUAUUUACAUUACAUUUACAUAUUCUUCAUAUUCUUUUAACAUGAAUUAAAUGUUGGAAGUACUGUAGCAUACAAUAUAUACAGUGUCAUGACACAUCCAGUAUUUGACCAUGACCAUGAUUUUUCUCACAGUAUUAUGUAACCAAAGUACAUUAAUAAACAUUGUAAAGUAAAUAAAAUGCAUACCUAAAGGCCUAGAUUGACUUGACGAAUUGAAUGUUGGAAGUAGCAUCACGACACAUACACACAUACCUAGGUAUAUGUAUAAGACAUGGACAUAAUGUGUAUUGUAUAGCAAUAAAUGUGACAUGGUUUCAAGCAUGG
Molecule: messenger RNA, 1317 nt
Organism: Engraulis encrasicolus (European anchovy)
Lineage: Eukaryota; Metazoa; Chordata; Actinopteri; Clupeiformes; Engraulidae
Gene: soul2
Product: heme-binding protein soul2
Exons: 5
Coding region: 117-731 (204 amino acids)
Cellular component (GO): cytoplasm
Molecular function (GO): heme binding
Source: RefSeq, a predicted model, not a curated record